CUACAGGAGUUGCGCACGGCCCAGAAAGCCGUGAUCGGGAUCUCCUGAGCGGCAGAUAUCAUGCUAUUCUAUGGUCAAGACCCCAAGCCAAACUCCAUAUCGUCACGUUAUGAGAGUUUGGACAUGCCUGAUCUGGCACCCCUCCGACACGAUCCUGAUCUGAUCUACCCGCCGAGCAUGGGGUCUGCGGCUCAUCGACCAGGAGCUCUCACGGAUGCCCUGUCGUCCGGGCACCCGUAUCUGACUUGGACUCUAUCCCUCUUCCUUGUUUUCGGUUGCCUUCUUCGCCAAUCUCUCGUUUGCUCUUUUGUCUCCAGCUCCCCAGGCGGGUAGACCUGUCCUUUCCUUCUUUUAUACUCUCGUUUACAUAUACAAGGUCGACUGACCCAGAUCCAUUCCUUUUGUCCUUCUGGGUUUCGACUCUCGUUUCCUUUCGAAGGCGCUGGCGCUGAGCGCUGGACGCUACUAGACACCCUUUCCAUUCUUUCCGUCAGCUUGAUCCCGCUUCAUUCGGUCAUUCACUCAGGGAUUUCGAUUUCUCCGUUCGCGGUGCAGGACGCUGCUCGUCCUACUUCCUACAGUGGACAUUUUUCAUUCUUCUUAAAAGUCAUCCGAGUCGACCAGACCCAGCACAACGUCGGUGCCAAAGAUGCAGACUCGAGCCGUCCAAGUGAUUUUGCUCAUAUGUUCCUUGAUCUUGGCCAUCAUCAUUCUCAUUGCCUCGUCGAAAUAUGGGGCGUGGGCACACGAAAUGGUUCCGGGAGCAAGCAGAUGGCUACCCCUGGUAUUCUACGUCGGAACCAUUCCCUUCAUCUCGCUACUGUACACGGUCUCUCAUUUGGCCGCCUUGCAAUUCAACGGCCUGCCCUGCCCGCCAUAUCCCGACGGCCGCGGCGGGGCGUCGACAUCUCCGAGACAGUCCCGAAAUCCGCAGCCAUACGACGCCAACUACACGGUGACGACGACGUUUUUCGUUUUCUGCGUCUCCAUCGUGCACACGCUGAUGUGGUUCGCCCAGUCGGUGCUGUGCACGUCCUGCGAACUCGCGCCCAUCCUGGCGGGCCACCAGGGCCAGGUGCCGCGGUGGUGUCCGCAGUCGCGAUUCCACGACACGGGCAACCCGGGCCUGGCCAACAUGCUGGGCACGCUCGCGACGGUCAAGGAUUUCCUGCAGUGGGCGAUGGUCGCGCUGGCGGCGGGGCUGGUCGAGUGCGCGCGCCGCGAGUGGAUGCGGGCCGAGCACGUGCGCGGCCUGCACGUGCGGACCAUGGGGGCCGGGGUGGACUUUGGCGGCUACGGCGGCGGCGAAGGAGAGAACUUUCCUAAGAAGACGACGCUCGGAGGAGCAGCCGGGGCUGUCGAGCUCAGCAACAUCUCCGGGCCGAGGCUCGUGUUUCGCGCCGAGGAGGAGGCAGCAGCGAGGCAGCGGGAGCGGGAACAGGAGGAGACGCGGCGCCGGCAGGAGGAGGAGGAGAGGAAGAGGCAGUGGGCCAGUGGGAACGGGCCGCUGCCGACGACGACGAGGACGACGGGGAACGGCGUGGUGGCAGCGGUGCCCCCUCCGAACAAAAAGGACAAUUACUACGGCAACGGCAUGGGGUUGAAGCGAAGCGGGACGCUCAACCACAUGUACGAGUCGAGGGUAUGAUUUGGUUGGCUGGCUGAUUGCAAGCAAGACUCUGUGCCUCGCGGCUCGAGAUCUCCCUGACGUUGGGAUCUUUUUAGAAAAGGCCAAGGGAAGGGAUACGCGCGUGCAGUCAGAAAGGAAGCUGAGAGGACGUCGUGCGUGUUGCGUGUACGUGUACGUGUGCAGAAUAUACCGUGUCUUGGAUAUGGAUAUGGAUAUGGAUGUGUGAGCAACAGAUUGUCUCCUGGACUGGACGAUAUACGCGAGAGAGGAGAGACUGUGUACAAGUACGGAAUACGGAAUACCGGGUCCAGAAAGCAGAGAGUAUCAUGCGGCCCUCAGAGGUUGCUUUAUACAAUCCUCGUC
Messenger RNA from Cladophialophora immunda, 1993 nucleotides. RefSeq lists its product as uncharacterized. The record is from RefSeq and is a predicted model, not a curated record. Bases 650 to 1648 code for a protein of 332 amino acids. The transcript has 2 exons. Lineage: Eukaryota; Fungi; Ascomycota; Eurotiomycetes; Chaetothyriales; Herpotrichiellaceae.